Messenger RNA from Helobdella robusta, 3393 nucleotides. RefSeq lists its product as hypothetical. Lineage: Eukaryota; Metazoa; Annelida; Clitellata; Rhynchobdellida; Glossiphoniidae. The coding region runs from base 1 to 3393 and encodes 1130 amino acids. The record is from RefSeq and is a predicted model, not a curated record. The transcript has 4 exons.
AUGGCUUCAACUUCAACAAAAUCAUCAUCGUCAUCGUCGUCAGCGGCUGCAGAAAACACGCAAGAGUAUACGUCAAUCAUUUCCUCCUGGCUCCUCCCACAACAAAAUUACCCGCAAACAGAUCAUUAUCACUACCAGCCCUCAGUUAUAUUUUUAACUCAGGGUAUUCCCAAAAAAUAUGACGUCACUGGUGGUCCCCGCACGCCAUUGGCUGGUACGAAUUUGACUGGUAACCAAUGGGAAGAGGAGAAUACUACUGCUACUACUACUACCUAUUUUACUAACAAUAAUAAUAAUAACAUCAAUAAUGAUAAUAAUAAAAUAAAUAAUAAAAUUAACAUUCUCAAUUAUAUUGUUAGCAAGAGAAAGAUGGGCUUGAUAGUUAAUUUUGAUUGGCUGAAAAAUUUGGAUCGUAAUGAUAACGAUGUCUUUAGUACUAAAAAUAGUAAUACUACUACUACUACAAUUAAUACCACCGCUACUACCACUACUACUACUACUAUUACGACUGCCGCCACUGUCGUUACUACCGGCACUACUACUACUACUACUAAUACUACUAAUACUAUUAGUGAUAUUAACAUUAACAGAGUUGAUAAUGAUAAUGAAAAAUCUAAAAAUAGUAAUGAGAAAAAAAUAGACGCAGAGGAAAAUUUAAAAAUAGAAACUGGAAAAUCCCCAUUUAAAAUGCUCCACGACGAAUUUAACUUCGACAUAACUAAUUACAAAUUGUUGAAAGGCGGUCAUGAUGAUGAUGAUGGUAUUGUUGGGGGUGAUGAUGGUGAUAGGGGCGGUAAUGAUGAUGAUGAUGUUAGGAUUAGUUCAGCAGCAGCGUUUCAUCACGACUAUAAAAACGUUGGUGAACUAACUAACGAUUACGUUAAUGUCAGUGUCAGUUCUCGCAACAACAACAACAACAAUAACAAAAGUAAUGAUAAUGAUGACGACGACGACGAUAAUGAUGAUGGUAAUAGGCGAGCAUAUGGAAGCGGCGACUUUGAGUUGUUGGUUAAUUUUGAUCAAGAUGACGACGACAACAACAACAAUAACAACAACAAUAACAAUAAUAAUAAAGACGGUGGCGAUGAUGAUGACGACAACGAUGAGGAUGGCCGAGUGGAUUAUCAACGGCUGCUUUUUAAAAAGUCUCUAGACAUCGGAGAUAAAAAUAAUAAUAAUGAUAAUGAUAAUGAUAAUAAUAAUAAUAAUAAUAAUAAUACUGUUACUACUAGUACUGUUACUAAUAACAUUAAUAAUAAUAACGACGACGAUGAUGAUGAUGAUUUCGAUGUUGAUAGACUGAAGGAAAGACUGGAUGAGAAAGAUGGAAGGAGUGAAGGAAACUUACCUGUGAACCUCAUCAGCUACUACUCCAUAACACAGAAGAGCCAAGAAGACGACGAUGAUGAUGAUGAUGUUGUUGCUAGUGGGGCUGAUAAUGAUGUCAAUAUUAUUGUUGGUUAUGAUGAUGAUGAUGGUGGUUUUGGUGGUCGUGAGAAUAGUGGUACUGCUACUACUACUACAACUGCUGCUACCUUUGCUGGUGCUGCUACUACUACUACUAAUGAUGAUAAUAAUAAUAAUAAUAAUAAUGAUGAUGAUGAUGAUGAUAGUAAAAUGAUGAAAAGAAGAAAAAAGAAGAAGAGAAAGAAAAGGAGGAAUGAUAAUUACGGGAGUUACGACAUUGCGAAACUUACAUACGAUGACGAUGAUGACGACGAGUAUGACGGUGAUGAUUAUGAUGAUAAUGAAGAAGAAGAUGAUGAUAAUGAUGAUGCUGUUGUUGUUGAUGAUGAUGAUAAAAGUGAUUAUGGUGAUGAUGAUGAUGAUGAUGAACUUUUACGAAUCAAGGCGAAAGAGGUAACAGAAAUAGUUUUAAACUACGCUAAAAACAAUAAUAAUAAUAAUAAUAAUAAUAAUAAUAACAUUGAUAUUAAUAACUCGGGAAUUUCCCGGAAUUCUAAAAAUAAUCUUCGACUAAUUACAUCAUCAUCAUCAUCAUCACAACCGAAUCUCGGUAUCAUUAUCACGCCCGCCUCUCCAAUCGGUUCUGACGUCAUGAAUGACGAUAAUUGGUUUGGAGUUGUUGCUGAUGAUGAUGGCAAUAAUAAUAAUAAUAAUAAUAAUAAUAAUAAUAAUAAUAAUAAUAAUAAUGAUAAUAAUAAAAGCAAAAAUGACGACGACGAUGAUGAUGAUGAUGACAACGAUGACGAUAGGAAGAUCGUAAAAGAGGUAAAAGAGAUAAGUAUUGAUGAUGACGAUGAUCUACGAUGUUACGUCAUCACCAACAACAACAACAACAACCAUGACAACAACAUCGGCAGUAGCAGCAACAACAGCAACUACAACAUCACCAUUAAUGACAUCACCAUCAACAACAACUACUACAACACCAUCAUCUUCGUCAUCAACAACUACUGCAACAACUACAUCGUUGCCAACAUCUUUAUUCUCGUUGCCAACACAAACUGCAGCAUCAACAACAACUGCAACAACAACAACAUCAACAGUAACAGCAACAACCAACCCUCGCCAAUACCAUGGAAUUAUGUAAGCGAUGAUAAUUGGUUCGGAACGUUAAAGCAUGAUGAUGAUGACAAUAAUAAUUAUAAUAAUAACAUAAUAAUAUAUAAUAAUAUUAAUAAUAAUAAUGACGACGGUGAUGAUGAAGAUGAUGAGAAAUAUUCAUCAGAUGUAACUGCAGAAAUAAUUAAAGGUACUAAUACCUUUUCUACUACUACUACUGCAGCUACUACUACUACUGCUGCCACUACUACAGCUGCUGCUAUUUACAAUACUAUUACUACUACUAUAGAUAGCAAUGAUACCACUUCUAGAAAUACUACCACUGUUGGUAGUAUUGCGAAUUGGGAUGAUGAAAAUAUCGAGUUGAGUUCGAAAUUUUUCUCCAUUGAUGAUUGUAGUAACGACUACGCUAACGCGAACGAAAGCGCCUUAUUUGGAAGCGACUUGAGCGGCUUCUACGGCGACGAGACGAUGACGAUGAUGAUGACGUCACCGGAAGUUGUGUCGUCAUCAUCCGAGCCGAAGAUCGUGAAAGUAGCGAGGGAGGAUUUGCUGGAUAGUUCGGCGCUAGAUAAUUCGGUUUUGUUGUUUGAAAGAGGUGACGUCACUGAUGAGGAUGAUAACAAAGAUAAUAAAAUUACUCUGGAUGAUGAUGAAAAAGAUGAUAGUUUCAUAGCGAAACAAACAUUCCAGUACGCCAUCCACAGCUUGAAUGUAAAUUCUUUUAAAAUACUCCUUUGGACCAGAAGGUUCAUAAGGUUGUCCACCUUCGUCAAUUUUGGGGGGCCCGUCUUAUGCGCGGCAGUGAUGGGGCUUCUAUAUUAUUCUUUGCAGCUUUCAAAGUUACUUCAUGCCAAAAGCCAUUAA